AUGUCCUGCAAUACCCAGUGCCGUCCCUGCCAGCCCUGUGGCCCCACUCCGCUGGCCAACAGCUGCAAUGAGUGCUGUGUCAGGCAGUGCCAGGACUCCACUGUUGUCAUUCAGCCACCUGCUGUGGUGGUGACCCUGCCUGGGCCCAUCCUCAGCUCCUACCCACAGAACACCGCCGUGGGAUCUUCUACCUCUGCUGCUGUUGGCAACAUCCUCAGCUCUGAUGGAGUGCCCAUCAACUCUGGGGGCUUUGACCUCUCCUGCAUCACCAGGCGCUAUGGUGGAAGGAGGGGCCUCCCCUGCUAGUG
Messenger RNA from Lonchura striata (white-rumped munia), 308 nucleotides. The record is from RefSeq and is a predicted model, not a curated record. NCBI's taxonomy places the organism in Eukaryota, Metazoa, Chordata, Aves, Passeriformes, Estrildidae.